Messenger RNA from Eublepharis macularius, 5590 nucleotides. It is a transcript of the gene SPTY2D1, whose product is annotated as SPT2 chromatin protein domain containing 1. Gene Ontology annotation, molecular function: histone binding; DNA binding. The transcript is spliced from 6 exons. The record is from RefSeq and is a predicted model, not a curated record. The coding region runs from base 110 to 2059 and encodes 649 amino acids. Gene Ontology annotation, cellular component: nucleolus. Lineage: Eukaryota; Metazoa; Chordata; Lepidosauria; Squamata; Eublepharidae. Gene Ontology annotation, biological process: nucleosome assembly; regulation of DNA-templated transcription.
GGCUGAGGAGUUUUCCGGCAGCCGGCCACGGAAGCGCUCGGAAGGAAGGGGGACAUUGUUCAUCGCCUCAGCCCGCGCUCCGUGCGGGGAAAGGGCCGUGGAGCCCGGGAUGGAGUUCAGCGAGAUCCUGAUGGUGGCGACGGAGCAGCAGGGGCUCAGCGCGGUGCCGAAACGAUACAGUUUGGCAGUAGGCCCUCCCAAAAAGGAUCCAAAAGUAAAAGGCGUUCACUCAGCAGCAGUGCAAGCUUUCCUCAAGAGGCAAGAGGCGGAUCGUAGGAAAAAAGAUCUGGCUGAAAAAAAAAGAAAAGAAGAACUUUUAGCUAAGCGUGUAGAACUGAAACAUGACCGAAAAGCAAGAGCUAUGGCUUCACGAACAAAGGACAACUUCUGUGGCUAUAAUGGCAUUCCUGUUGAAGAGAAACCCAAGAGAAGGCAGGCUUGUGAAAGCAGAUCGGAUAGACCUACAGAAGCAGUGGAGUGCAUGACAGGUGAUGAAAUGGAGCAAUUUGAAUAUAGUCAGACAGAAUCUGAGCAUGAAUCAGAAAAUUAUGAAGAAAAGCCAUCCAAAGCAUCAGUGAAACCAAAGGUAUCUCACAAGAGUGCACCCCCUCAACUCAAUUUUACAGAUCUUCUAAAACUGGCAGAAAAAAAACAAUAUGAGCCCGUGGAAAUAAAAGUAGUAAAAAAGACAGAGGAAAGACCCAUGACAGCAGAAGAACUGAGAGAGCGAGAAUAUUUGGAGCGAAAAAACAGAAAAGGGGUUGUACUAAAGGAGAAGAAAGGAGAAAAAGAAAUGAAACAUGUAAUAGCAUCAGGUUGUUCCAAAAAAGACCAGUCACAGAAGGUGUUAAUAAAUGCUAAACUCAGCAAGCAUUCCACAGAUACACAUUCUUUUUUUAAAGGAAAUGUUUCUUCCCAAACUGGUAGUGAUAAGAAAGACAAAGGACCAGCGUUGUCCUCUAAACCUAAACACAAUGAGAAAGCAAAACCUGCACUCAAGGGACCGUUAAAAAGUUCAUCGAGCAGUAGUCAUACUAAAGCUGCAGACAAUGGAGGAGGAAAAUCUGGAUUGAAUUCUCAUGCCCUGGUCUUGAAGACUGCUGCUAAUGCAGUUCCGAAACAGUCAUCUGUUAAAGAACCCAGUCUUAAGAAAACUUUCAGCCAUGUAAAACCAACUAGUGUGACUGCUACCCAGCAUGAAAGUAUUAAACAUUCCAACUCUAAGCAGGCAAGCAGCAGUUCAGGCACAGGUGGAUCUCUUCCAAGAAAAAAGAGCAGCUUGAGUACAGGACCAGGGAGGCCCGGGAGCAACUUGAAUACAGAGCGUGGAUUGCAAAGCACUCAUUCAGGCAUGGGACCUGGACGCUCAGGAAGCAGCUCAGGAUCUGUGCAACCGAGCAGCAGUUCAGGUGUGCCACGAAGGCCAGGCAGCAGUGUAGGUAUGGGACCUGGCAGACCAGGAAGCAGUUCAGGACCAAUGCGUUCUGGUAGUGGCCAAAGCACAGGACCUGGGCGGCCAAGUAGCAUGCUAAACAAUGAACUAGGAAAAGGAAUUAGCUCAGGGCCUGGACCAGGAUGGCCAAGCAGCACUUCAGCUGGAAACAUAAAACCAAAGUGCACUGUUGUAUCAGAAACAAUCUCAUCUAAAAAUUUGGUCCCCAGACAAUCUAGUAGCCAGAUGAAUGGAAUGAGGCCAGUAGCACAGCAACGACCUGGGAUUCUGCAACAAGGUUUUCGAAGGCCUUUUCUGCCUGUUACUUCUAAGAGGCCAUAUGAAGAUGAAGAUGAUGAUUCUGAAAUGGAUGACUUCAUUGAUGAUGAAGGGGAACCCCAAGAAGAAAUUUCUAAACAUAUUAGAGAAAUAUUUGGAUAUGAUCGCUCUAAAUAUAAAGAUGAAAGUGAUUAUGCCUUACGUUACAUGGAAAGCAGCUGGAAAGAGCAGCAGAAGGAGGAAGCCAAGAGCUUGAGACUUGGAAUGCAAGAAGAUCUAGAAGAACAGAGACGUGAAGAGGAGGAAUUGAAACGCAAGAAGCAGGCCAAAAAGCUGAGAACGCGUUAACCAAUUAGCCAUAACUUGGGUUUUCUGUUGCUCUUCCAUUUCUUUUCCUCCAUUCUUCCGCUUGACCCAGAUUUCGGCUUCAGUUUUACAUUCAAUAUGAAAGGGUAAUAAACUAUGGAGGAAACACAAAAAUACGAUUUUUUUUUUAGGUUGACCCCCAGAUGAUUAUUUUUAAUACUUGCCAAGGUUUCUUUUUACAAAAAAAUAAUGCACUAAUGGAGAUUAUUAGAUGGAAUAGGUAGGGAAUGAAUGUUACUACUGCCUAAAGUAGUUCAAGGAUGUUGGCAGACUGUUGACUGACUAUGCAUUGGCUUACAGCAUGUGGGCCCCACACACCAGUACAUCAGUCUGCUUUCUUCAUUUUACUUGGAAAACAAAGAAUAUUGCUCCUGUUCUCUUUUAAAAGACAAAGUAUGUCCUGAGUUAUGAAUCCUAAAAUGUCAUUCUUUUUUCUGUUCAGGUAAAGCACGUACUUAAAAUUUAACUGCUGUUACUGAUUUUGAAAGCAAUAGUAAUCUGUACUGUUGUUUCUGUUAGGAGAAUGGGAUCUUCUGAAGAAGUAGCAUUUCGCUAAUGCAUGGCCCAGUUCUCUCCACUGCAGUUGCUGUUGCAGAAUAAACAGGAACAGCAGUAUCCAGUGUGAGGCAGAGCAGCAGCGCUAAUGAGCAACACCUUAACUGCUAAUGUAAACCCCACCCAGCCCCCCUGCUAAGCUUAGUUGCUAGUAGUCGUGUGGGCCUUUUUCUGUGGCCUUGUGAAUAGAAUGCUGGGGGAGGGGGGCCUUUAAAGCCCUGCCUCAACAUUUAGCGGAUUACACAUGCAUUACAUUGAAGCCUUCUGGCUGGCACUGAGUGCAGUGCCUGAUGCUAUCCUGUGCUGCCAUGCAGAAGACAGAAUUGGGCAACUAGCAUCACUUAGAAAUUCUUUCAGUAAGAAACUGGACCAAAAGAUUAAUACGCCUCUUCGAGCUGGAAUUUUAUGCCAAAAAAUUAAGAUGAAAAUAAUAAACAUUUACCUUGGAAAACAUGAAUGUGCAAUGUUUUCAUAUUUAAUUUCUAUGGUUUGGGAUUUCUUACAUUUUAGGAAUAGUUUAAACAUAAUUUUACCCCCAGUUUUUCAGUCUGCAAUUUUGGAUUGUACAUAUUAUGUUAACGACUCCAAAGCCUGCUAGUAUAUAUUACCAUUAGUACCAGAUUUUUCCAACAAAUAUGCCGAUUCAGUCUGUGUUGUUCUGAUUAGACAGCUGGCUAGUUACUCUGAAUUUCAUGAGUUAAUAAAAGUACUGAUAGAUUUUCAACAACUAAGAAUCUUUUCAGUUCGUCAAGAAGUUCCACAUGUCUUUUUUGAUACUUUGCACUCUGAUUCAAGCAGAAGUAAAAGUCCAUAAUGGAUUGGAUCCAGACUAAGUUUCCCAUAGGUAGAAUGGAACUUUCCUGCCUCCCUCCUCCUACUGCAUCCUACUUUCUUUGAAAUUCUUCUCCUAGGGUAUAGGAGGAACAAUAUUGGGGCAGGGGGGAAUCUGCAACAGGAAGGGGGGAAUCAGUGGAAAUUGUCAGUAUAGUCUGGAUUCAGCCCUAUAUGUGCAUGUUGCAAGAGACUGCAUGUUCACUCUGUUCUACAGAAUUUUUUCUGUGUAUACAAAAUCCUAAUUUCAGUCCUAUGUUUUGUGUCUUUUAUUCCCCAAGCACCUGUGAUGUGCUGUCUCAGCAAAAAUCACUGAUAGUUCCUACCAUGAAGAUUAAAUAUCUGGAAAGAAGGACUCCAAACUCCUAAUACAUGUUUCAAAAUGGGAGAAAGUGGAGUGUAAAGUUUUUUGUUUUCGUUUUUUAAAAGCAUUUCCUUAUAAAACCACUCAGCCUUUUUUAGCUCUCUGGAGAACUGUUUGCCUUUGCAGUACCUUCUUGAAAUGGAAAUUUGGGGCAAUUGGUAUAAUUAGAUGGUUACAAUUAAUCUUUUAUUUAACAAGAAUUCUUAUUUAAAAUAAUACUGUAAUCACUAGCAUUUAUUUUUUUGCAGAACUGUGUACGUUAUCACACAAAACUGCUUUAUCUUGGGACUUUCACUGUGUGUGAGUCCAACAGAUGCAUUUGAUUUUGUGUGUGUUCAGCCAAGACAAUGACUGUUGGAAAUAUGACCAAGUUGCUGUUAAUUUUAUAAUUAUCCUAAUGUGAGACUGUCUUAAAUCAUUAGUUCAGAUAUACUCCUUUGGCGAACAUUGGAUCUGGUAACGAAUUUUUAAUAACAGAAUUCUGUACUGCCUAGACUUCUCAUGAGUCUUUCUACCCCACAUGCAUAUUUUUAUCAUUUCUUGAAAGAUUUGUUUAAGACUCUACUUUGAAAUACUUCAGCGUUACUUGUCUUGCAAAAGAUAACUAGAAAUAUUGCUCACCAUUGCACUUAACCAUGCAAUUUUACAUUUCAUAUAAUUUCCAUGAACACUAGCAUAAUGUACUCCAAAAGUAGUCUCUCGUAAUUGUAAUCUCUUUUCAGAUGUUAUGCUGUUUACCCUAUAGUAAUGUAUCUGUUUACAUUCUUUGUGCCUUUCCCCCUUCACCCUUCUUAUUUUGUCACCUUAUAUAAAAAUCUUUGGCUACCAGAUGAAUUGGGAUACCCAAAGUUUUUCCUGAGGUACAUAAAACAUUAAAGCAAAAGUUAGAAUAUAUUUUUUUCCUGCUAGGCAUUGCAUUUGUGAUUUCUCAGAUUGUAUUAGCAAAUCUCCAGCUUGGUAUUCCAAUUCUAUUCAGUGGUUGGAAGAUGUGCCUUGUUUUACAGAUCAUAUUUAAAUCUUUCCUUGAAUGUAGGAAUGGAAUAAAGGGUUAAUUCUCUUAUCAAAGAUGCAAUGUUUAAGCUUGAUUAUGUGAAAUAAUAUAGUUUUCAUAAAGCCUUUCCAUGCCUUGCUUUGCACAGCUACGGUAGUUAAUAUUUAUCGAUACUACUAAAUAAAACUUAAGGGCACUUUGUAUUUAAGUAAAACUUCAUUUGGAAAUUACCUAUGUAUUUUGUUACAACUGUACUUGCACUUCUUACAGCAGUCUCUGUUAGAGGGCAGGGCAGUUGUAUUGUGGAAAGGCUUAGUGAGCUACUUUGUUGUGUACUUCAAAAAUAUAUAUUAAAAACCUUAUUUUUAUAUUAACCAGCAUGACUGGUUUUGAUUUGGCUUUUGCUUUCUGUAAUAUUAAUUAGCCCUGUAGCUAAAGUUUAUUUCUUCAUAUAUAGCAAAAGACCAGAACACACUGGAAAGAAAAUACAUUUUUGAAGAGACUAGUGAAUAAAUUGUGAUGAUUGUUGGAUUUCUAUUUAUUUUGUUGAGUAAGAGUGAUACAAUCAAAUGUUAACAUAUUACCGAGGAUGCUUCUAGAGACCAUGUUUUCAUUUUUGUGAAACUCAUUGUGUUUAGCACAAAAUGACAAAUCAGGUAAAAACUGUUCAGCGUAACUGUUUUCUGGUGCUGUCAAAGUGUAUACUUUUGCACUUUCAGAGUGCAUUCUGAAGCAAGUUAUGUACAUAAUAAAUUACAAACAUUUUAUCUAA